Gryllus bimaculatus (two-spotted cricket) is the source of this 900-nucleotide messenger RNA. NCBI's taxonomy places the organism in Eukaryota, Metazoa, Arthropoda, Insecta, Orthoptera, Gryllidae. The record is from the annotation of a GenBank genome assembly.
AUGGAAGAAGAUGAGUACACCUCUUCAUAUCGUGCUCCAGUUAUGCCCAUUACUCCAUUAAAGACUCUGAAGAAAUCUCGAAAGUGUAACUGUGGAGCGUUGAAUUCUACUUCCAAAGACAAGCGGAACAAGAAGUGCACUUGUGAUGCGAGUUCAGAUGCUUCAGAGUCACCUCGUCGGCCAACCGCUCGGAAAAAGCGCUCCAAAGGCCUAUUUGAAUGUGACAUGUGUGAUCGCAGCUUCGUGCAACUUGCUCUCUUGGAAGUCCACAAGAAACAACAUCAAGAAUCAAAGUCCAGCUUGUCAGCACAUCUACGUGCAAAGCCAUUAGGUCAGCCUGUAGUUCAACAAGGGGAUUUGACGUGUGAUGGGUGCAAACUUGCUUUCAUAUCCUUUUGUGGUAAACUGAAGCACUGUCAAGUACUCCAUCCUGAAAGCGUAGUGCUUGCAGAAAACGGACAAGCAAAAUCCAUCAUAAAUGUUUUUAGCCAGGACACCACAAAAACUGCAUUAAAAACUCCAGUAUCUCCUUCAAAAACAACCAAAACUCUCUUAAAAUCUGUAUCUCAAGAGCCAGAAGAAAAAAAGAAUGAUGCUUUUGAUCGCCAUAUUUCAAGAGAUGAACAGUCGCUUCGAGAUGUAGAGAUAUUGUUUUCAGUAGAUGUGGAAAAUCUUCUGAACAAUCCAGAUGACGACUUGCCUGAAGAUGCAAACAAGAACCUGGAUGAGGAUUUUGAUCCUUUUGGAUCUGUUGUUCUAUACUCCGGAGAUGAAAAUGAUUGUGGAGAUGGAUUGGACUAUGAGGCUGAUGCAUACGCAGCUUGCAACUUCCUAGAGAACCCAGAUUCACUUCAUGAAAUUGAGGAAGCAGAAGCUGAAGAUCGUGCAUCAAGUAAGUGA